AUGGCAGACAAGAUCUCAAUCACUAUCUGCGGCGACGGCGGAUGUGAGGACUCGUACUCGGUCACCCGUACCGUCGAUGGUCUACCGUAUUUCCUGUCAAUCACCGACACCGCUGGCCAAGAAGAAUACCGCGGGCUCUGGACCGCGUCAACUUUGAAAUCGGACGCGUUCCUGCUUGUCUAUGAUAUAACGAACCCAUCCAGCCUGGCCACGCUGGACCAUUUCAUGGAGAUGAUCAAUAUGGAAGCCGAACAACGCGUCGAAGAUAAUGACCGCUUGCGCAAGGAGCUCGGCCCCAAGGGGGCGGGCGUUCAGAUCGGCCUGCCGCCGCCGGUCAAGAUUGUGGCCGGCAACAAAUGCGACUUGAAGGACGGGCGGGCGGUCACCGCGCGCGAUGGACUGGAGUAUGCGCGCAAGCAUGGCUGUGGGUUUAUGGAAACGAGUGCGCGUGAGAUGGUCAAUAUCGAGGAGACUUUUGCGCUAUUGGUCCGCCGCGUUGUCGAGGCGCGCCGGCUCCAUGAUUACCAGGGUACAACGCCUGCACGGCGGCCACCUUCACGCGCAGGACAGUCGAUGCACACCACAGCACUGCCGCCGGUGACAGCCCACGCCAGUGCCAAGGCUGCGCACGAGGCUCAGUCUCGCCUCAGUCGUUUCUUCGGACUGGGUCUGAGCCGAAAAUUGGCCGAGCCCGCUACUUCGAGCAAGACGGGAGCGACUGAGUCGUCCAAGCAGGAAGACUUGCGGACCGAGAAGGACGAGUACCAGCCGCGGAGAUCUUUUUUCCGGCGGCUGUGCUGUGGUGGGUGUGGGUGUGGGUGUUGUCGUUGA
Penicillium macrosclerotiorum is the source of this 831-nucleotide messenger RNA. RefSeq names its product putative RAS small monomeric GTPase. NCBI's taxonomy places the organism in Eukaryota, Fungi, Ascomycota, Eurotiomycetes, Eurotiales, Aspergillaceae. The coding region runs from base 1 to 831 and encodes 276 amino acids. Gene Ontology annotation, cellular component: plasma membrane. Gene Ontology annotation, biological process: signal transduction. The transcript has 3 exons. The record is from RefSeq and is a predicted model, not a curated record. Gene Ontology annotation, molecular function: GTP binding; GTPase activity; GDP binding.